AUGAGCAAGAUCAACUGGAAACAUGCGGCUUCUGUUAUUCUGAGUAAGAUUUUUGAUGUUUUGGCUUUGAUUUUAGGUAAUAAAAUGGGUAGAACAGCAAGAACAAUGUUGAACAUGCGUGUUUUGAACUUUAUUUCCCUCUAAAUUGGCUUGGAUUGUUUUGAAACAUUGAAAAUAAGGUUUUUCUUCAAUUUGAUGCCUAUGUUAAUAUAAUUUCAAUCUAAAGCAAUGUCAAACCUCUUCAAUACUAAAAAUCUUUUUGAUAUUAUAGUAAACAAGUCUCUGAAGCACAUUUUGAUGAUGAAGCGAGGUCCAACAGCCAAAUUCAUGCCCAACUCUAUGGUUUUUCCUGGAGGACUUUUGGAAAAACCGGCCGAUUCCAACUUCGACAAGUCUUUGAGCAAUUUUAGUCCAGCUAAAGACGCCAACAUGGAUGUGGAUGUAGAUUUGGGCUUUAGAAUAUGUGCUCUGAGGGAAUUAUUUGAAGAAGCUGGGAUUUUACUGCGUGAAAAUGAAGUUAUCACCUCUGGCGAGGAUAAGAGCUUGGAUGAGUGGAGGGAUAAGGUAAAGCGUCAUUAUUUUUUGUGUUUUUUGUAGUUUAGGUCAUUCAACGGACUUUUUAUGGCAUGUGCUGCUAACAGUAUCAUUGGUUUUUCAAUUUUUGUGUGAAGGUAACACUUGACUCAAAAAACUUACUUUUGGGUCAAGUCUUUCUCUAAGUCUUCAAAGUUUAUAAUACUGACAAAUUUUAGAUAACAAAAGAUCCAUCAUUAUUCAGUCAACUAUUCACAACCAAAAAUCCAGCUGAUGUGUCCGUUUUGAAGCCAUUUGCCCGCUGGCUAACUCCAAAUGCCUACAAAAGAAGGUUCGAUACAGUAUUUUACACGGCCCAACUCGAAAGCUUUAAUGAAGAGGUUUACCAUUGCGAGAAGGAGAUGGUACAGUCUAUGUGGAUCACUCCGCGGCAGUGUUUAGAGGAAACGGCGGAGAAGAGUGAGGUUUGCAAGUUUUCGUGGUAGGACCGUUUUUGGUGCUAUGUUAUUUUUAAAAUACGUCAGUUAUGGAUUUAAUGUUUCAAAUUGUUAUUCUUAAGCAUUUUUAAGUCAUUUCGAAUCAUUUCGAGCUAUUUUGGAAAUUUUUAUGUUUUCGUGGUGGGACCCAAUUCUUAUGAAUUUAAUUGGUAAAAUACGUUUCUUUUUGGGUUUUUUUUCCUAAAAUCUUUAUUUUUAGUAAUUGUUUAUUUAAUUAAAAUUAUUUGCAGCCAUUUUUGGCAAUUUUCAUGUUUUCGUGGUGGGACCCAAAAUUUCAUUUUUUUUCAAAUACGCAUAUAUCUACUAAAUAGCCUUAAAAAACCCUAAUUAGUUAAAAAAACUUUAUAAAAUACAUUUUUUUCAGAAACAAUAAGCCUGGCACCACCACAAUUCCUCGCUAUGCUAGCCCUAGUACAACAAGACCUCACAGUACCCAUCGAAACCACCGUCUAUCCAGAGAGAAUGUGUCCACAAAUUAUUGAGUGUAAAGAAGAGCCAACGCUGAGAUGUGGCCUACAUUACCCUGACUCAGAUUACAUUACAGAGGAUUCGGAUUUUGUUGGGUUACGGUAUAUGAACAAGGACCAGAUUCAAAAUCCAAAAGGCGACAAAGUGAUGAGGAUUGUGUAUAACAUGGUUGAUAGCAUGUACACGGGUCAAAGCGUGAUUUAUAAGGUGUAA
Bursaphelenchus okinawaensis is the source of this 1712-nucleotide messenger RNA. NCBI's taxonomy places the organism in Eukaryota, Metazoa, Nematoda, Chromadorea, Rhabditida, Aphelenchoididae. The record is from the annotation of a GenBank genome assembly.